GAAUAGGAUAGGCGUUCGUUUGCAUGUGACGUCAGUCGUCAGGACACGCACGCAACGCAAACCCCUCGACACGCACACACCAAAAUAGCACAUCGAGUCCAACCACAGGUACAUGACGCAAGCGCAUCCGACGACUAAUGGCCGAACCAAAAGCGCAUCUCCCCCCGGUUUUGUCGGAUGCCACAAUCCGCUCCUUGUCAAUUGCGCUCGGCCUCCCCGAACCCGUGACCAUAUCGCGUUUAUCCGCAACGGCAGAGUACCACGGCAUCUAUCUGCUGCGCUUUGAUGCAGACAGCACGGGGCGCAUCACGCCGCCGCUGCAGAAACAGGCCGUCGACGCCGAUGGCUCCGCCACGCUCGUCCUCCGCGUGUCGGGCCGACACUUGCCCGGCCUGAAAACGCGCAACGAGGUCGGGUGCAUGGCUUGGGUGCGCUCCAACACCACCAUUCCCGUCCCGGCCGUGAUACGGUACGACGACACCCAGGACAACGCGCUGGGGCACGAAUUUACCCUGCUAGAAAAGGCGCCUGGCGUGAGCGUGGAUACCGUCUACGACACCCUCGGCGACGCCCAAAAACGCCUUUUGGUCGAGCAGCUGACCGGCUACAUAAUGCAGCUUCACGACAAACGCUGGCGCGAGCCGUGCGUCGGCGGCCUGGUGCCUGCGUCCGGCGACGGUGCGGAUCCGGUGCCUGCUUCCGGCGGCGGUGCGGAGCCGGUGCCUGGCCCCGUGGUCGAGGAGACCUUUUGGCAGCAGCCCGACGUCGACAAGUUCUGGCCUUUGGGCGAAACCGUGGACACGCUCAACCCCACGCAAGGACCGUUUCCUGGUUACGCGGCAUAUAUAGCCGCGAUUAUCGAACGUUACAUUCACGCCAUCGAACGCCACGAAUCUCUUAUGGCCUUUCGCGACCUUGUCCCGCGAUUGAAGGCCUUUAUCGCCGCGAUCCGCGACCCCGAAAGGACUGGCGGGCUAAAUAAUGCAGCUUACGUUGUCGCACAUAAGGAUAUGCAUUUUGCCAAUAUUAUGUGCGACCCGACGCAGCCGGAUAAAAUGCCCAUAACCGCCGUCCUGGACUGGGAGUUUUCGGGCAUCGUGCCGGCGAACCGAUGGAACCCGACGCGCGCCUUUCUCUGGAAUGGGCAACAGAACGACGUUUCGAAGCAGGAAAAGGAGCGGCUUUUUGAGUGGUUCAAAGAGCAGUUGAAGCAGCGAGCCCCGCACAUCCUCGACGAUAUGGAGCCCAGCAAAGCGCAAGAGACUAUGCAGACGGUGCAAAGCUUCCUGAGGGCCAUUGUUGAGGUGUGUCCGCGAGGGCAAUGCGCCGACAAGGUGGGCUCCUGGCGCACAACGGUGGAGGCCAGCUUGGAGGCAUUUGGUGUGUGACUUUUGCAAAGCUCAUGCGCAUAUAGUACAGGAGGAAAAAGAGGAACAAAGCUAGCAGGCUUUGUGGAUGUAAUAGGUGAGGUAGAGAUGAUUAAAUUCAUUUUGCUUUUUUUGGUAUGUGGGCUAGCUAGUGCAUGUACUUGCACCCACCCCUGAGUCUCGAGUUAAUUUUUGCUAUGCAUCAGGUUAUACAUUCAACCCCAACACUAGAAAGCAGCGUUCCUUCCCAAAGCGGCGAAUAACACGUAGCCAUUUGGGGACUCUUUAGAUUCUUUUGUCAACAGAUGAAUUCAGGGCCUGAGGCUCACGGCAGGGAUGAAUGAAGUGACUCACUUCUUGGUGUCCAGAUAGGCUGCAAUUGAGGCUAACAACUAUCGCUUGUUCAAUGCAAAGAGAGACGUAUGUGCUUCUUGGUUCGCGUGAGAGCCACACUUGUUA
Messenger RNA from Pyricularia oryzae 70-15, 1826 nucleotides. RefSeq lists its product as uncharacterized. The record is from RefSeq and is a predicted model, not a curated record. Lineage: Eukaryota; Fungi; Ascomycota; Sordariomycetes; Magnaporthales; Pyriculariaceae. Bases 138 to 1388 code for a protein of 416 amino acids. The transcript is spliced from 2 exons.